UUCUGUACCGACACACGCCGCCCUUGCUCUGCCGCUGGACUGUUUCUCUCGCCGGAACUCGAAUGCUUCCCGGCCGCCGUCGCUGUUUCUUAUGUUCCUGAAUUAACUACUGAGUUCUUUUCUUCUUGCUCUUAAUGGCAAUGGCGUCUCUUUCUAAACGUUCGUCUCUUAGUCCGCCUCAGCCGGCGGCCGCCGCGAAUCACGAUCUCAAGCAACGAGUUAUUGCCUGUCUCAACAAGCUUGAGGACCGGGAUACACUUGCUAUGGCGGCGAAUGAGUUGGAAUCAAUUGCUAAGGCUCUUACCUGUGACUCAUUCGCGCCAUUUCUUUCGUGUAUUCAUAAUACUGAUUCGUCGUCGAAAUCGCCGGUGAGGAAGCAAUGUGUAUACCUUCUUGGUUUUCUUUCUCAGUUUCAUGGAGAUUCCUUGUCUCCUUUUGUGUCGAAGAUGAUUUCUACUGUUGUUCGUCGUCUUCGUGAUUCAGACUCUACAAUCCGAUCUGCUUGCGUUGACGCUAUGGCUUUGAUGUCGUCGCAAAUCACGAAGCCGCCAUUCUCGGUUUUCUUGAAGCCGUUGAUGGAGACGCUUACGCUUGAGCAGGAUCUCAAUUCGCAGACUGGUUCUGCUCUGUGUCUCGCGGCUGCGGUUGAGGCGGCACCUGACCCGGAUGUGUUGCAGCUGCGGAAGAAUUUGCCGAGGUUGGGGAAAUUGGCUAAGAACGAUGGAUUUAAGGCGAAGGCUGCGUUACUGGCGCUUAUUGGGAGUAUCAUUGCUGUUGGUGGUGCGACGAGUCGAAGCGUAUUGGACUGGCUGGUGCCGUGCAUUGUUGAAUUCUUGAGCAAUGACGAUUGGGCUGUAAGGAAGGCGGCCGCAGAAACUCUCGCGAGAGUGGCCGUCGCUGAAAGGGAUUUGGCUGUCGACUACAGAUCAUCGUGUAUUAAUUCUUUGGAUAGCCGGAGAUUUGAUAAGAUCAAGGUCGUUCGGGAGACGAUGAACCAAACUUUGGAGUUAUGGAAAGAGAUACCUGACGCUUCUGGAGACAUCUCAACUGAUAAUGACAAUGGCGGAUGCUUUCCUCCCACUUCCACAUGCCCCCAUGAAGACAGUUUACGAACACCAUUGAAGAAAACAGUCCCCACUAGCAGGUCCUCUCCAAUGGGUGUAUCGCGUGUGACUAAUAAUAAGAAGGUCAGUCCAAAGAACACAGAUAAGACUUCAAGCACACCCAUAUCUAAGCUGGAACGCCAGAAAUCUUGGAAAGUUGAAAUUGCAGUAUCAAACUCCCCCUCCUCAAAAGUUAAUUCUGGGAACAAUGCUGUUGGGGAAGAUUCUGAAAACAUAGAUUUCCAAGGGAAUGGUAGAAGUGGAAAUUCCAUUUUCAAUGCGAAACGAGUUCUUUAUAAUGAUGUGCGUGAUGAGAAAGUUAACAAGGCCAGCAAUUUGAGAUCUGGGUCUCGCGUAGUUCCAUUUGAUGAGCAUGGGGACAUUCAGGAGCAUGAGAAUCGAGACUCGGAUGUUACCGUUGACAGCUCAAGUGAAGAAGCUUACGGGAGCUACAAAGAUUUUGAAGUUAUCUCACUCAUUCGUGACCAACUUCGUCAGAUUGAGAACCAACAAUCUAGCCUUCUAAACCUUCUCCAGAGCUUUAUUGGGAGUUCUCAGAGUGGUUUGAAUUCAUUGGAGAAACGAGUACAUGGACUGGAGAUGGCAUUAGAUGAAAUAUCUUACGACUUGGGUUUGUCAAGUGGAAGGGUCACUAAUAGCGGGUAUGCCGAAAACUCAUGUUGCAAGCUGCCCGGUGCAGAAUUUUUAAGUUCCAAGUUCUGGAGGCGAGCAGAAGAGCGGCAUUCUGGUUCAAAGUUCUGUGUCGCCUUGCCUAACGAUCUGCAUCAUACACUCGAAAGAGACGUCAUUUCCGAAUCAAUUAAGCAAAGUAGAGGAGGAUUUGUUAUGAAUCCGUUGGCCACCAUUGAUGGUGAACUUAGAGAAAACUUGGGACAGUAUCCAAAAAGAUUACUGAAACCUAUAAUCCAAGAGAGUGAUAGUGUGCCUAUUCACAAUGCAUGUGGGAGUGAUUAGGUUCAAAAACAGCCCAAAUUUCAUCUGCAGGGUUUUCCUAAUCAGAGCAAGCAAGGGUGUCGUGAAAAGAGGCCAAAAGCGAUGAACAACGGAGUAAUUAUGGCAUUAAGCUCAAGAUUGAAGGAAAGUGUUUGGGGGCUAUCGAUGCUUCACGGGGGUCCUUUUGGAUUAUAAUGGUGAAUGAUGGCAGAGGAGAUGGUCUUCUUUGCCACGUGAAAACUGACAGAAGAUUUAAAUCCUUCUUUAUCACUUCUUUCUCUCUCACUCAUCUCCUUUGGCAAGAAGGUGAAGAAAGAGCUGAUGGUUUUGUAUGUAUUGCCAGUGAAUAGCAUAAAAUGGAAGCACAGUUCUCUUUUAGCUUGC
Messenger RNA from Cucurbita moschata (crookneck pumpkin), 2441 nucleotides. Its product is annotated as TORTIFOLIA1-like protein 4. Lineage: Eukaryota; Viridiplantae; Streptophyta; Magnoliopsida; Cucurbitales; Cucurbitaceae. Gene Ontology annotation, molecular function: microtubule binding. The transcript is spliced from 5 exons. The record is from RefSeq and is a predicted model, not a curated record. Gene Ontology annotation, cellular component: microtubule. Bases 135 to 2078 code for a protein of 647 amino acids.